Molecule: messenger RNA, 288 nt
Organism: Miscanthus lutarioriparius
Lineage: Eukaryota; Viridiplantae; Streptophyta; Magnoliopsida; Poales; Poaceae
Source: the annotation of a GenBank genome assembly
AUGGUCGGGAUCUUCUCCAGGUUCUCCGCCGGCGCCCACCGCUGCUCCAAGAGCGUGGCCGAGGUUGUCGAGACGUUGGCCCCCAACAUUAGUACAGGAGAGUCUGAUCCAGCAGCUGUUCCUGCAGAGAGCCCUCACGGUAUUGAGGUUGGCGUUGAGUUCAAGCCGGUGGAGCACCCUGUGGAACCUCUCAAUCUUGAUGAGCCAGUAAAAUGCCCACUUCCUGAGCCAUCUAUACUGCAUGAUAGGACUAUAGGAGGAUAUGAAGGAGAAGAUGUUGCAGACUGA